This is a messenger RNA of Myxocyprinus asiaticus (Chinese sucker), 3276 nucleotides long. Its product is annotated as interleukin-4 receptor subunit alpha-like. The record is from RefSeq and is a predicted model, not a curated record. Gene Ontology annotation, biological process: production of molecular mediator involved in inflammatory response; cytokine-mediated signaling pathway; immunoglobulin mediated immune response. Gene Ontology annotation, molecular function: cytokine receptor activity; protein binding. Bases 372 to 2060 code for a protein of 562 amino acids. The transcript is spliced from 9 exons. Lineage: Eukaryota; Metazoa; Chordata; Actinopteri; Cypriniformes; Catostomidae. Gene Ontology annotation, cellular component: external side of plasma membrane; membrane.
GAUCAGUUCCUGACUGACUCUCGUGUGACGUAGAAACAGUGCGUGCUCGAACAGCGAAUAAAACCACAAGAAUUGCGUUUGUUCCAGGAAAGUUUCUUAAUCCGACCCUGUUGAAAAUUUCAUUAUGCGAAAAGGGAAGUAUCGUGGUUAGAGGUCGAAGCUGUUCGUGAGCUGUAUGUGUUUUUGUGUAAAACCACAUUUCUUAUUUGCAUACAGAGACAAAAGUAGGAAAUGGAGUAAAUUACACUUCUCUUUGUUGACGACACGGAGAAGGCAACGGACUGACAUAUAAGGCAUUUAAACUUAUUUUUAAGUAGCCUAUCAAUUUGGCUGUAUUUUUGGAUUAAUUUUGUUUUUAAAGGACGGACACGAUGUAUUUCACAGCCUUUCGGUGUCUGAUCGUUCUCAUGGUGCUCUGCCACGCACUUUGUCACGAACCAGCAGAGGACAACUUGAUCUGUUUCAAUGACUAUGAAACAGAAAUAAAAUGCAGUCUUUCUUACAGUCUCAUAAAAUGCCCUGAAUACAAGCUCAACACCACCCAAACUGUAUUAGAUGAGUUCAAUGAAUAUUCAUGCAUUUUUGAGAGAAGUCAUCACAAUAACAGUGUUUGUGAAUGCAACUUUAAAGUGCCAGAUGAGUUUGUACCAGAAGAGACCUUCUAUAUUACACUACUGGAAGGAGAGAAUGUUUUAUUCAAAAAAACAUUUCAUACUCUGGAGUUCAUCAAACCAAAAACUCCAGCUAUCUUAUCUGUGGAGAAGACUCCAAAUGGAAAUUUUAAAGUAACUUGGGACAACAAGUAUAAAAAUAAAGAGAACAGUUUUGCACACAGUUUGCAGAUAGAGCUGACCUAUGGUAUCAAAGGAGAAAAAGAUACAAUGCCCAAUAAGGUGAUGAACCGUGUGGGAUUCUAUGAGAUCGUAGGUAGAAAUCUCCAGCCAAAUGCCAACUACAUUCUGACAGCGAGAGCGAGCACAGAGUAUAACAACCAUCAGAUAUUUAGUGACCAAAGCACACCAUAUGAGUUUACUACUUCCUCAUCCCUCAAUGAAAUGUUUAAAAUGGUAAUCCCAGGUGUAUGUGUUGGUUUGAUCAUUAUUAUAUUCAUUAUCUUCAUCUGCUUUUUCAGAAUCAAGAGGGUGUGGUGGGACAAGAUCAUCAAGCCACAAAUAGAUCCCGACCUUGGAAAACAAAAGGGUCACAUGUUGUCUCCUUCCAAUAUGAAGUUCUCCCCUAUCGUUGUUGAGAUUCCAAAACUGGACGUCCAGGAUGACAAGAAAUGUAUGGCAUUGCUCUCGGAAAAUACAAAUAAUGAAAAAAGUUUCAAUAGUGUUGACUCGACAGUGGAUUAUGGUCAGGCGUGCUCUGUUAUCCAGGAUCAGAAUAUGAGCAUAAUUACACGCACCAUGCUUGCCCUACAAGCGGAACCAUUGUUACCCUUCAGCACUGUGAUGCCAGGCAAGAAGCUAGAUGUCAGUUGUCAAAGAGAAAGCAACCGUGCAAACAGAGAUUCUGGGAAUGGCUCGGGGUCAUCGUUUUUCAGCAACAACUCAUAUUUGGAAUCAUCAGCCCUGGAUAAUUCUUUAUUCCUAGACCUGACAUCUGAUCCUUCCUAUCACUCUUACAAGAGGGAAGUUUCAAAUCCAGUCAAGACCCAACUUAAUUCUCCUGCUGUUGUUACAGUGGAAGAUGGAUAUCAGGACAUAGGAAAUACAAAUCUUACAAAUAUUAGCUCUGAUGUUGAUAAGAAGUUCAUCAUAGAAAAUCUAAUGACCUCUAAAAAUCCACUGGAUCCUUCUUCUACUCCCCAUGAUGGUGGCAUCACCCCAAGUGAUAAUGAAUACCAGGAUUUCCAAAGCUUAUCAAAAAACACAGGAGGACAGUGGAGCUCAACCACACAAGCUGAGACAGCACUUGGGGAGUGUGGAGCGCUGAAAAUCCCUUAUUCCGUUUUGGAGACUGACCAUACACCCACAUCAAUACAAGAAAGUUCUUGGAUCUCUUCUUUGCAUAUCUCACCCUGCAUUCAAAUAGACAGUUCCUAUCAUUCUGUUUAACUACACAGUCAAAACAAAUAGGAGGUAAAUGCUUGUUCAUGCUUGUUGCACCAUUUUUCUGUGUAAUCACUACAGUUGUUAAUCUUACAAUGAAUUUUAAUGAAUCAGUCAUUUGAAAGUACCACCUGUGAUAACUAAUUGUGAGAACUAAAGUAAGGUUUCUAAAAAACUGUUUUCACUGUGAUGCACUAGAAUAAUUUUUUUAAGAACUUUUUUAUAGUCUUAAGAACCUUUUUCCACAACAAAGAACAUUUUGUAAAAUGGAAUGGUUUCAUAGAUGGUAUGGAUCUUUAUGAAACCAUACAUGCUAAUAAAUAACUUAUAUAUAUAUAUAUAUAUAUAGUUAUUAUUAUUAUUUUUUAAUCCUUAACCUUGCACCUUGAACACUGGCUUAAAUGCUUUAAUGAUGAAGCCAUGUGCAACAUUUUAAAGUCACAUUUGGUAAGACAUAUUUAAAAGGCAUUAUGAUAAUGUCAAAUGGUAUCCACCUCAGUAUUAGAAAAAAAUUGUUUACAACAUUGAACAGAUACAGUCUGUAUAUACAGUGGCUUUAGGUUUGGAUGACUUUUUUUUUUUUUUGUGGUCGAGGAUUGUGAUAUUGUCACUAGUUCUGUAACAGCAAACUGCUUAAUAUUCAUAAGUAGACUCAAACCUCUUACAACAAUACUAUAAAAAAGAAAAAGGUCUUGUGUAUAUAGCCAGUACUUUUCUAACUAUUCACAUUGCAUGCUUGCUAUCUUUUGACCAUGGCAUUCUAACAUAAGAAAACUAAAGCACUUUUUCCAAGUGAAAAUGAGUGAUCUUAAUGUAAUUGAUGUACAUGUGUUUUUAUUAAUUUUUUUGGGCAAUUCUUUUCAAGUUAAACUUAAGAAUAGAAAAACAGCGUCUGAGUAGUUGAGUUUCUUUAAAAAGAAAACCAACUGGUUUUGUCAGUGCUGUCUGACAAUCUGUUCUACAUGCUACACUGCAAGAACCAGGAAGCUGUACAAUUAUUUGUCCCAUUUCCAUGGAUGACACACAAGUCAUGUGCAGCAGCAUGUCAUGACAUUUAUACUUUCUUAAUGAAAAUGUUGCUCAAGGAAGUGAAUCUAAACAGAGCUUACCAAUGUUCUCCGUUUGGUCACAAUGUAAAAGGUUAUUGGAAAAUGAUAUACAGUAUGCAUGAUGCAGAUUAUAUAUAUAUAUAUAUAUAUAUAUAUAUAUAAAAAUGUAAAUA